This is a messenger RNA of Callithrix jacchus (white-tufted-ear marmoset), 2485 nucleotides long. RefSeq names its product Wnt family member 2B (gene WNT2B). Gene Ontology annotation, cellular component: extracellular region. Gene Ontology annotation, biological process: cell fate commitment; canonical Wnt signaling pathway; multicellular organism development. The record is from RefSeq and is a predicted model, not a curated record. Gene Ontology annotation, molecular function: frizzled binding; cytokine activity. Lineage: Eukaryota; Metazoa; Chordata; Mammalia; Primates; Cebidae.
AGGGACUGGGCGCUCGGGGGCUGGAGGGAGCCGUGGCGCCCCGUCGCGGCGCGCGGGAGCAGGUGGGGGAGCUGCGCUGUGGCACGCGGGAGCGCCGAGGGGAGGAGGCGGCCGCUACACCUAGGGCGCCCAGGAGCGCCCCGGGCUUGGCGCGGGCGGAGCCGCCUUCAGGGCAGCGCGUGUCCCCGGCCUCGGCCCCGCCCCGCCCCGUCCAAUGAGAGCCCGCGGUGGAAGGGGCUGUCCGCACACUAGGCCCGCAGCUCCUUUCCGCGCUGCAGACCCCCUGACACCGCACCGGGUGCUCGGGCAGCGCGCCCCUUUACCCCGGGUUCGGCGCGCCGUCGUCGGCUUCCGGACACCGCAACUUGCGCCCCUCUCCGGGACCUUGCUCCCAGGCUUUGGACCCCAGGUGACCCUAGGUCCCCAGCCGCCGGUGAACCCCAUGGGCCCCCGGGGGUGUGAGGUAGGAGCGGCCUGAGUAACCUCAGAAGGUGCCCCGUCCACGCCCCUCCGGGCUGCGGGGCGGGAGUCUUCGGGGAGCUAUGCUGAGACCGGGUGGUGCGGAGGAAGCUGCGCAGCUCCCCAUUCGGCGCGCCCGCGCCCCGGUCCCGGUGCCCUCCCCCAGACCCGCGGCCCCCGACGGCUCCGGGGCUUCGGCCCGCCUGGGUCUUGCCUGCCUUCUGCUCCUGCUGACGCUGCCAGACCGCGUAGACACGUCCUGGUGGUACAUUGGGGCACUGGGGGCCCGAGUGAUCUGUGACAAUAUCCCUGGUUUGGUGAGCCGGCAGCGGCAGCUGUGCCAGCGUUACCCAGACAUCAUGCGUUCAGUGGGCGAGGGUGCCCGAGAAUGGAUCCGAGAGUGUCAACACCAAUUCCGCCACCAUCGCUGGAACUGUACCACCGUGGACCGGGACCACACUGUCUUUGGCCGUGUCAUGCUCAGAAGUAGCCGAGAGGCAGCUUUCGUAUAUGCCAUCUCAUCAGCAGGAGUAGUCCACGCUAUUACUCGUGCCUGUAGCCAGGGUGAACUAAGUGUGUGCAGCUGUGACCCGUACACCCGUGGCCGACACCAUGACCAGCGUGGGGACUUUGACUGGGGUGGCUGCAGUGACAACAUCCACUAUGGUGUCCGUUUUGCGAAGGCCUUCGUAGAUGCCAAGGAGAAGAGGCUUAAGGAUGCCCGGGCCCUCAUGAACUUACAUAAUAACCGCUGCGGUCGCACGGCUGUGCGGCGAUUUCUGAAGCUGGAGUGUAAGUGCCAUGGCGUGAGUGGUUCCUGUACUCUGCGCACCUGCUGGCGUGCACUCUCAGAUUUCCGCCGCACAGGUGAUUACCUGCGGCGGCGCUAUGAUGGGGCUGUGCAGGUGACGGCCACCCAGGAUGGUGCCAACUUCACUGCAGCCCGCCAAGGCUAUCGCCAUGCCACUCGGACUGAUCUUGUCUACUUUGACAACUCCCCAGAUUACUGUGUCUUGGACAAGGCUGCAGGUUCCCUAGGCACUGCAGGCCGUGUCUGCAGCAAGACAUCAAAAGGAACAGAUGGUUGUGAAAUCAUGUGCUGUGGCCGAGGGUACGACACAACUCGAGUCACCCGUGUUACCCAGUGUGAGUGCAAAUUCCACUGGUGCUGCGCUGUGCGGUGCAAGGAAUGCAGAGACAUUGUGGACGUCCAUACUUGCAAGGCCCCCAAGAAGGCAGAGUGGCUGGACCAGACCUGAACACACUGUUACCUCACUCAUCCCUCUAAUUCGAGCCUCUCAACUCAAAAGCACAAGAUCCUUGCAUGCACACCUUCCUCCACCCUCCACCCUGGGUUGCUGCAGCUUCUAUUUAAGGACAUAGAGAGUAAUCCAUAGGGACCAUGGUCUCCUGGCUGCUUCCUCAGCCCUGGGAAGGAGUUGACAGGGGAUAUAAGAAACUGAGCAAGCUCCCUGAUUUCCCCCUCUGGAGAUGUGAAGGGAGAGCAGAAAAGAUAGGGGGUCUUUAGAGUGAAAUGAGGUGCACUGAAGUACGUAGUUGAGGCUCCUUUUUUCUUUUCUUUGUACCAGCUUCCUGAUACUUCCUUGGUGUGCAAGAGGAAGGGUACCUAUAGAGAGCUUCUUUUUGUUUCUACCUGGCCAAAGUUAGAGAAGACAAAGAUGACACAGUAUGUCACUUCUUGAAGACAGUUUGAGCAGACUACCUGGUACCCCAAAAGAAAAUCUUAGGCCACCACAUUCUAUUAUUGAGAGCCUGAGAUGUUGUUAUCCAUAGUAUACAAGGUUCUGUUCACAUGCUCAUAUGUUUAUGAACUGCUGUGUUUUGUAGAAGAAAAAAAAUCCUAACUCUACAAACACACAUUCAUUCUCUCUCCUUUCUCUUUUUCUCUCUACCAUUCUCAACCUGUAUUGGACAGCACUGCCUCUUUUGCUCACUUGCUGCCUGUUCAAACAGAGGUGGAAUGCAGUGGUUCCUGUGCCUAACGGAUCAUUAGAAUACCCUAGAA